AUGAAUUUGGAUAAGGCUCUUGUUGUUAGAAACCUCGAUAUUGAGUUUGUGAAGGAUCUAAUUCUUCAGGGAGAAGGGUGGAAUAUGGAUAAGUUAAAGUUGUAUUUUGAUGCAACUUCGGUCGAUAAAAUCCUCAGAACCCCAGAACCAAAGACCACUGAGCAUGCAUUGUUGCUAUGUCCCUGGACAAGGGCAGCUUGGUUUGGAGCACAAAUUCAAUGCUGUCCUACGGCCCUAACAGUUUCUUCUUUUAGGAAGUGGAUGAUGGAACUUCUAGGAAAAAUGAGGCUAAAUGCAGGGGCUAAUUAUGAUCUUUGCAGUAGUAAGGUUGGUUUUCUAGUUUGGGAGGUGUGGAAAGCGAGAAAUCUAGCAAUAUAUCAGAAGACCAAUCCUAAUCCUAUAAUGGUGAUUUGCAAAGCUAAACUAACGAGAUCAGGCAGCAGGGUUACCUGGAGACCACCACUGCAAGGUUGGAUCAAAUGCAACGUUGAUGUAGCAUUCGUUGGAGCUCAAUCUGUGGGUGCUACGGCAGUAGUAUUCAGAGACCAUAAUGGUACCCUUCUCUCAGGAAUCAACUCCACCAUAAUUGCGGCCUCACCAUUGGCUGCGGAGGCAUUAGCGAAGGUUAUCAUAGAAUCAGAUAAUCAAAUACUCAUUCAGGCACUAAAGUCACAUGCAUCAAUUGCAGAAAUUCAAGUUGUACUAGAUGACAUACUACAUUUAGCAAGAGGCAUUCCAAAUUAUGGUUUUACCUGGAUGCCCAGAGAAGCAAACUCAUUAGCGCAUGAAGUGGUGAAACUCACAGGUCAGGGAACUCUCCACCAAACUUAG
This is a messenger RNA of Arachis ipaensis, 831 nucleotides long. Lineage: Eukaryota; Viridiplantae; Streptophyta; Magnoliopsida; Fabales; Fabaceae. The record is from RefSeq and is a predicted model, not a curated record.